This is a messenger RNA of Hydractinia symbiolongicarpus, 2482 nucleotides long. RefSeq lists its product as uncharacterized. The coding region runs from base 1755 to 2141 and encodes 128 amino acids. The record is from RefSeq and is a predicted model, not a curated record. The transcript is spliced from 2 exons. Lineage: Eukaryota; Metazoa; Cnidaria; Hydrozoa; Anthoathecata; Hydractiniidae.
CAAUUCAAUUAUUCGCAUUAAUCAUUCAUGUCAAUUAAGGAAGAAAAUAAAACUUAAAAAUUAAUAAAAAAUUGAAAAAAUAGACAAAUUAAAUCAUGGAGAAAUCCACUGAGGCAGGAGAAAAAUGAGAAAGAAGCGUCAUUUGAAUUUUAAUGACGUGGGAAACCCAUCCAUAAAAUUAAUAAUAAUUUAGAACCGAGUUUUCACGUUGCCUCAAAUGUGUAGAGCUUAAAGCGCUGAUCAAAAUAAUUUAUAGGAUCAUAUGUUUUCGAGGAACGCCCAAGGAGAUUAAAAAUUUUUCCCAAGGAGAUUAAAAAUUUUGCUGACGUUAGCAUAGUCCUUCAAAAGCCAAAAAAUUUUUUUUACAAAUUUGUAUACGUGUUGUCUUUAUCGUAUAGAUCUUGAAACGCUGAUUACGAAAUUGUAUAUUGGGGUUUGAAGGGUUUUGAUGACGUCAUCAACCCGCCUAUUCCGAAACGGACUCGGAAAUCCAGGUUUAGGAAAAUUACCCAAAUUGGUCCCAGGUGGUCUCUAGUAACCCACGCGGUGAAAAAUCAUUGACGUGACCGCCUCGUUUCCAAGUUAUUUGGGCUCAAAGUUUAAGGUGUACGGUUAUGGCUUCACCUAUGUUAAUAUACUGUUAUUUUUGAUGUUAACAUUAUUUUAACAAAAGACUGUUAAAUUAUAGAACACUUUUAUAGGUGAUGUUUUAUAGACUUUAGUAAAGAAAAUUGUGAAUAAUAUAAUCCACUUUGCAAAAGUCACAUACAGACACACGGAAGCUCUGUAUUAUUAUAACAGACUAGUGGAUAAGGCCCGUGGAGAAAUUCAUUUAGACAGAAGGACAAUGGAUAAAUAGGUUGUUUUACUUGCUUUGCUCUCCGCCGUGUAUAUACAAUUAAAAUUAGCGAAAUUUACUUGCCUGAGAUUUACUUGCCUGUAAUGCGUAGAGAUUAAAACGCCGAUUAAAAUAAUGUAUAGAAUCAUAUCCUUUCGACGAACGUAUCAGGAGAUGUAAGGGUUUUAAAUUUUUGCUGACGUCCGUAAGGACCUGCCAAAAUACAAAGAAAAGAACUUAUUUAGGAACUUUGUUUCCGCGUUCCCUUUGUCGUAUAGAUCUUGAAACGCUGUUCAAGAAAAUGUAUAGGAUCAUGUAAAUUUGACAAACGGUAGAGAUAGGAAAAUGCCGAUGUUAGGACAGACCCCGUUGGCACUUUACCAUUCCACGUCAAAUUAUAGGCCAUCCACGUCAAAUCAACGAUAGAAGAGUCUAUAAAAUCCGUUAGCACCUACGAAUGUCCGGAUCCGCCCCAACCCCCCAACCCCCGCCGUGUCCCCUCCCCAUGGGUCCCCCUCCCCACCCUCAUCUGUCGUGCCUUAUAAUUUAUAGUGUUAUGUGUGUCUAUAAUGUCCUCUCGCCAGUGUGGUAAUACCAUCUUCCAAAAUUAUGCGUUUAUCAUCAUCGGCAUUGAGCGCCAGUUUGUUUGUUUUCACCGUGUGAACAUCAUGCUUAAUCGAUCGAAAGGUCAUUUGGGUUCUGUAAAUGUUCUCACCCUCAAACAGGCAUCUCUUAUAAUCAUCGAAACCUAUGGUCUCCCUUACCACGCAUUUCUUCACCCCCUUACAUCUCUUACCCUCCCUACCACAUAGCUGUUUGUAUGCGUAUGUCUUAGCUCUUAGGGCGAUGAACUCAGUCAUCACCUUACCACCCAACUCGUCCUUCAUUAGCCCAAUGAUCUUUUUAUUCAAACCUAAUGGAAGAUGGUAGACCUCUACCAUUAGGUUUGAAUAAAAAGAUCAUUGGGCUAAUGAAGGACGAGUUGGGUGGUAAGGUGAUGACUGAGUUCAUCGCCCUAAGAGCUAAGACAUACGCAUACAAACAGCUAUGUGGUAGGGAGGGUAAGAGAUGUAAGGGGGUGAAGAAAUGCGUGGUAAGGGAGACCAUAGGUUUCGAUGAUUAUAAGAGAUGCCUGUUUGAGGGUGAGAACAUUUACAGAACCCAAAUGACCUUUCGAUCGAUUAAGCAUGAUGUUCACACGGUGAAAACAAACAAACUGGCGCUCAAUGCCGAUGAUGAUAAACGCAUAAUUUUGGAAGAUGGUAUUACCACACUGGCGAGAGGACAUUAUAGACACACAUAACACUAUAAAUUAUAAGGCACGACAGAUGAGGGUGGGGAGGGGGACCCAUGGGGAGGGGACACGGCGGGGGUUGGGGGGUUGGGGCGGAUCCGGACAUUCGUAGGUGCUAACGGAUUUUAUAGACUCUUCUAUCGUUGAUUUGACGUGGAUGGCCUAUAAUUUGACGUGGAAUGGUAAAGUGCCAACGGGGUCUGUCCUAACAUCGGCAUUUUCCUAUCUCUACGGUUACAGAAAUAUUGUGGUUUAAUGGUUUUUUGAUGACGCCAUAAACCCGAAUUUAUUUUCGAAAUGGAUUCGGGAGCCCAGGUUUUGAAAACUUACCCAAAUUAGUCCAAGGUGGG